Molecule: messenger RNA, 1913 nt
Organism: Danio rerio (zebrafish)
Lineage: Eukaryota; Metazoa; Chordata; Actinopteri; Cypriniformes; Danionidae
Source: RefSeq, a predicted model, not a curated record
UCAGAGACACAUUUUGGGAUAGAUGGAUGCCAUUCUACAGAACUCCGGUGGCCGAUGGUGCAAGUGAACAGUGAGGUGUCAUUUUAUGGAGGACGUCAAGGCAUACACAAGAGGUGCCAGAGAACAGUGAGGACAUUUUUGAGCCGCUGUCAACCAUUUCUGAGCAGAGCUGUUGGCAAACACUGCGGACGGUUAGGCACGGUGGUGAAAUUCAUCAAGUCCAAUGGCUUAUAAGGAGAAUCAACUGACCCUUCCUCUGCUGACCUCCAUCGUGGCGGCGGUGCUCGGGUCUCUCCAGAUCGGAUACCAAACAGGCAAUAUUAACCCCCCUGCCCGAGUGAUUGAAGAGUUUUUCAACACGACAUGGAGAUCCAGACACAAUCAGUCAAUUCCAGACCACAGUCUGACGUUCCUGUGGUCCCUCUCUGUUAGUAUUAAGGAUUUUGGAGCACUGCUUGGUUCACUGGGGGUCAAAGGUCUCGCUGAUACUUUUGGAAGACGAAAUGCAAUUCUGAUAGCGAAUGCCUUAUCUGUGGCGGGUGCCUCUCUGAUGUUCAUGAGUGAAGCCACAGCGUCAUUUGAAGUGCUUAUAGUGGGUCGGCUGAUCUUUGGUUUGUUCUGUGGCCUGGUGAUGAGCCUGAACCCGCUGUACAUCCAGGGAGUUUCACCAACAAACCUCCGCGGUGCUUUUGCAACUCUAAACCAGGUCUUCUUUGCCUCGGGCAUCCUGCUGGGCAUGGUUGUGGGUUUGGAAACGGUAUUAGGUACAGAGAAAUAUUGGUCCCUGAUGUUGUCUCUGUCCCUUAUUCCUGCAACGCUCCAGUAUUUGACUCUUCCUUUUUGCCCUGAGAGCCCACGCUACCUCUUCAUCAACAGAGGCAAAGAAGAAGAAGCAGAGGCAGCCCUGAGGAGACUUCGAGGAAAUCCAGAGAUGGUGAUGAAGGAAAUGGAGGAGAUGAGAGAGGAAGCAGCGCACAGUGAAACAGGGGUGACCGUGAGGGAAUUCCUCAGAAAGCGACGCUACAGGCAGCCAAUAAUACUAGUGCUUAUCAUAAACCUGGGCAGUCAGUUAUCUGGAUUCAAUGCGAUUAUAAAUUAUUCCACAAAAAUGUUUGCCCAGUCCAAUUUUGAUGAAGCCACAUAUCUAACACUAGGGGUGGGGGCCGUUAAUGUGGCAUUCACUAUAGUAGCCUUCUUCCUGGUGGAGAGAGCAGGACGCAGGAAGUUGUUGCUUGCUGGAUUUCUAUCACUAGCAAUUUGCAACCUGCUCAUGACCAUCACAUAUUCCAUAUUGACUAUAGUUCCAUUCAUCCGUAAUAUUCAGGUGCUAGUGGUUUUCUUCCUGAUCUCAGCUUAUGAAGUGGGACCUGGGCCAAUCUCUUGGUUCAUAGCUGCUGAGCUUUUUGACCAAUCAGCUCGUCCAAUUGCUAUGGCCUUCACAAGUAUGCUGAACUGGGGAGGGAAGUUUGUACUGGCACUCCUCUUUCCACCUCUGCUGAAAAUCUGUGGCGCCUACGUAUACCUCCUCUUCAUGUGCAUGGCCCUGCUCGCCUUCACCUACACCAUGUUUCGUCUUCCUGAGACCAAGGGACGCACUUUUGAUGACAUUGCGGCUGAGUUCCGUGGAGCAGAGGGCAUACCACUACAUAACAAGACCACAUUUAACACAUUCACCUGACCGAGGCUAGUGAAUAGAGACCAUCUAUAAUGCCUCGGCUAGUGUUCAUGAAAUAUAUUGAUAGUGAGAGUCACAAACUUUAAAGUCACAAUUUUCUAGCCAGCGAAUGUUAACUUUCACAUGUGUUUUUUUAAACUGGACAUCCUUAAGGCUGAUUUAUACUUCUGCGUCAAACGCCGGCGUAUGCUACGGCGCUGAAGCAUAGCCCUUCGCCGUUGCCGUCAGCGUCGUUGAU